AUGUUUGCCCGGGCCAUCCAAAGGAGGCUCGCUUCCUCCGUUUUACGGAAUCAGAGCGCUCUGCGCAACGUCGCGCGGACGCAAAGGCGGCAUAUCACGCGCGCUCCCAAGGCGGGCGAGACGCUGAUGGAGCGCCGUGCCGAUCGCGAACUUCCAGAUGUCGAGUCCGUCUCCUUCCGCUGGUCCCGCUCCCUCCCCAUCUUCUUCGGCCUCAUCGCCCUCUCCUCCAUCGCCAUCUUCAACUACCAAAAGUCGUCUUCCUCCGUCAUCGCCUCGACUCUCUACGCGCUGCGCACUAAUACGCACGCCCGCGAGCUCCUGGGCGACGAAAUCUACUUCCAGCACCGCAUCCCUUGGAUCUCGGGCGAGCUCAACCAGCUCAAGGGCCGCAUCGACGUCCACUUCAAGGUCAAGGGCACCCGCGGGUCCGCCACCAUGACCUUUAGGAGCUUCCGCCCCGCGGCCCGAGGCCUCUUCGAGACCGCCGAGUGGAGCCUCGUCAUGGAUGGCGACGAGUCUGGGAGGAAGAUUGACCUGCUAGACGGAAAUGAUCCGUUCAGGGCCAUUCCCGGCGCACACCUAAUAGACGACGAGGAUUCCUAG
Molecule: messenger RNA, 603 nt
Organism: Parascedosporium putredinis
Lineage: Eukaryota; Fungi; Ascomycota; Sordariomycetes; Microascales; Microascaceae
Source: the annotation of a GenBank genome assembly